This is a messenger RNA of Sesamum indicum (sesame), 1388 nucleotides long. RefSeq lists its product as uncharacterized. Gene Ontology annotation, biological process: protein ubiquitination. Gene Ontology annotation, molecular function: zinc ion binding; ubiquitin-protein transferase activity. NCBI's taxonomy places the organism in Eukaryota, Viridiplantae, Streptophyta, Magnoliopsida, Lamiales, Pedaliaceae. The record is from RefSeq and is a predicted model, not a curated record. Gene Ontology annotation, cellular component: membrane.
ACGGUAGUUCAAGAAAGGGAUGAUGAGCAAGAAGAAGAGUGAUAGUGGUAUAAGUUGAAUAGGUAGCUUCUGCUGCAGAAAUUCCCAUCACAUUCUUUGUUAGAUGCCUGAGAUCACUGUUUAGAGCUCAAGUGAAAGACUCCAUUGUACAAGAGGUUGCGCUGAGGCGUGUGCAUACUCCUUUGAAAAGUUUUUGAGGUCUUAUGUAGUUUCAAGGAAUGGGGGAUCAUUUUGUACUGCUGGUAGAUAAAUUGCUUACUGAAUCCACCCCAGAAGCUGCUAUCCAGAGUAAAAAUGGUUUUUCCUUCGAUAGGCUGGAUCUCAACUUAGGAUCAUCACCUGGAAAAUUGGCUGAGUGUAGGAUUUGCCAUGAUGAAGAUGAAGACUCAAACAUGGAGAUACCCUGUUCUUGUCGUGGGAGCUUGAAGUACGCUCAUCACAAGUGCGUGCAAAGGUGGUGCAAUGAGAAAGGUGACACUAUCUGCGAGAUUUGUCAUCAGCAGUUCAAGCCAGGUUAUACAGCACCACCUCCUUUGUUUCACUAUGGUGGUGUCCCGAUGAACUUCAGGGGAGAUUGGACAAUUUCCAGAAGUGACAUGCAUGAUUCUGAACUAGCAGAGAUGGUCUCUAGAGAUGAAAAUUUUCUGGAUCCAUACUUUGAUGAGUAUCCAAUACCCACCUCAAGAAGCCUGAUAUGUUGCCGUGUAGUCGCAGUGAUUUUAAUAGUGCUUCUGGCUCUACGUCACACCCUACCAUUCAUCAUUUAUGGUGCCGGUGAAUACUCUAUUUCUUUGUUCACGCUACUGAUGUUGCGUAUGGUCGGAAUUCUUUUGCCCAUUUAUAUCAUGGUAAAGGCACUGACGGCCAUACAACGUAGGCGAAACCACCAGGAGUCCCCCAUUUUCCCCCUACCAUCUUCUGAAAAAGAGAAUGAACUAGCACAACAUCAACAGCAUUCACAUCUCAUUCACGUCCCAUAAUUGCUUGAUCUGCUAUGCUGCCAGGCUAGUAUGACACGAUUGACAUCAGUACACAAAGAAGGUUCCAUGACAGCAAGAUUGGAAUCGAGCAUGCGAUACUGCAUCUGAUCCAUGUAUGUCGCACCACCUUGCUUGGUGCAAAGGCAAUGCUUUGUUCUAGGAGCCAGAUCAAGGGGUAUGAGACUCUUCGCCGGUCAGGAGUUGGGUCGGCUUGGGGACUUAGACGUUCAAAUGUAAACAUCACAUCACGUACAUAUUAUAGGAGUAGAAGGGAAAUGAAGAAACAAAGAGAUCCAACUCCGCAAUGAAACAUUAAUUGGUAUAGCAAUGCUAAGAGUUUUAAGGAGAAAUACUCCGUCAAGAAAGUGAAGUACCCUGUAUUGCGUUCCUUUCCACUUAUACGUGUGU